UCGCACAGGCGCAUCGGAGGCCGAAGAGGAGGCGGAGCCAGACGACCGGCCGGCUGCUCUGACGAAUCAAAAGCCAGAGAAGAGGAAGCGCGACGCAGAGAAAGUGACCAAGGCAAAGAAAAAGAGAAGUGACAAGCAGAAGGAGAUUAUAGAGAGUGGAACCUCUCAAAGGAAAGAGACAGAGGGCGGAGAGACGGCUAAACCCAAGAAGAAGAGAAAGAAGAAGAAGAAAACGAUUACAGAUGUGCUGGCCACCUCCGAGCCAAAAGCAGGCGGUCCGGCCGACCUCCAGGGCCUGGUCCUGCAGCACUUCUCAGACAAGUGCUCCGUUAUAGAGCUGGAGGAGCGGGAGUUGCCCAGUUCCAGUUUCCUGUCCAGUAACGACUUGACCCACAGCCUGUCGUCUUAUCUGAAGCAGGUUUGUCCAAAGUGGGCAAAGAUCCAAAAGCAGCACAAAGAGACGAGUUCAGCGGUGGUUCUGAUCGUCUGCAGCUCCGCGCUCCGAACCAUCGAGCUCAUGAAGCAGCUGACCGCUUUCAAAGGCGAAGCCAAAGCUGUGAAACUUUUCGCAAAGCACAUCAAGAUCGAGGAGCAGGAGAAGCUGCUGCAGAAGGGCGUCACGCACAUUGGCGUGGGGACGCCGGGCAGGAUCGGCGCCCUCAUCCAGAAAGAGGCUUUGAACCUGCGGGCUUUGAGGUACCUGGUUCUGGACUGGAACUGGAGGGACCAGAAGCUCAGAAGGAUGGUGGACAUUCCCGAGAUCAAACUUGACUUCAUGAAGCUGCUGGACAGCGGAAUCCUGACGGCUUGCAAAGAAGAGAGAGUCAAAAUAGGACUGUUUUAACCGCUUAAACAGUGGGGAUCCGCUACCCCGAUCAUCCACAUGAGGACUUAUUGUUUUACCAGGACACUCUGACCCUCCUCAGAACAUCUAGAGGGGCCUCAUCCUGUUUUCUUCCCCUUUGUACCAGCAUGAAUCCCCCCCUUUUAUAUUUUCAGACUGUGUGAAAUGCGUGGUAAGCGAACUUGGUGUUGCAGCGUGAUGGAUUGAAUAAACCGACCCAGUGCGAAACCCACAUCCCUUUUGUUUGUUUACUCUGACUUUCCCCAGCCCCUCCUCCUGACUACGUGAGGUCACGAGUGUAUACUUCCUCACCAGGAAGUUGCAUCCUUUAGAUAAAGCUUUGCGAUGCAACACAGGGAGUCCAAACCCGACGGUUCUCGCUCCUUUUUGACUUACAGCACCACUCCAAUGUGGUGAAACCUUAUUAAAAAAAAACAACGCAGAUUAGUGAAACUCUUCUGUUCAGGAAGGAAGCGGAAAAGAAGCACUAAAGAAAAUCUUGGUGACAAACUGGAGGAGUUGAGCAAAGGUUUCUUCCUGACUCCGUCCGAUGGGUAAAGAGAAGCUGAAGCCGGGGCCGCUGGCCCGGAGGCCGGACAACUCGGCCUUCAAACAGCAGCGCCUGCCGGCCUGGUCUCCCAUGCUAACCGCUAACACCGUGCUGCCUUUCUUCUACAUCAUGUCCUCCGUGUGCCUGCUGCUGGGCGUCUGGCUGCUCCUCACUGUGCAAAGCACCCACGAGCUGAAGCUGGACUACACAGAGAUGGGGGACUGCGCCCGGUGCUUUGAAAUGCGCAAAAACGUGAGCAGCGCGGCGCAGGACUGCACCUGUACGGUGGGGUUCUCCAUUGAGAAAGCAUUCAAGGGAGACGUCUUUUUCUACUACGGCCUGAGAAACUUUCACCAGAACCUGCGCAGGUACAUGGACUCCAGAGAUGACGGACAGAUGGUCGGCAGGAAAAGGAGGUUAAAGAACCCCACCUCGUAUUGUAAGCCGUUUGACAGAGAUGUGAAUGGAGUCCCCAUCGUUCCCUGUGGGGCCAUUGCCAACAGUAUCUUCAACGACUCCUUCACCCUGACGUACCUUAGUCCCAGCGGUCCUGUUGACGUUUCCCUCAUACGGAAGGGCCUCACGUGGUACACAGACAAAAACAUCAAAUACCGCAACCCAAAGACGGACAACCUGUCCCUGGCCGAGGAGUUUGAAGGUACCACGCGACCUCCCUACUGGCAGAAGCUGGUGUACCAGCUGGACCCCGCUGACCCCACCAACAACGGCUUCGUCAAUGACGAUCUGAUCGUCUGGAUGAGGGAGGCCGCGUUCCCCAACUUCAAGAAGCUCUACGGGUUUUUACAAAGAGCCGAAAAGCCUUUUACAAACGGGCUUCCGAAAGGAAACUACACCAUCCAGAUAUCCUACAACUUUCCUGUGCAGCCCUUCCAGGGCAGAAAGGAAGUGGUGCUGACCACGCUGACCUGGUUCGGAGGUCAGAACCAUUUCCUGCCCAUUGCUUACUUGGUAACCAGCAGCCUGAUCCUAGUGACGUCCGUCGUCCUGACAGUGGUUUGGUGGAAGUUUGGAAAGGGUGGGAAGAACAUGGAGGAAUAAACCGGAGGGGGGGGGGGCUGACCGCGGAGAGUUUGGAGACAACAAAUCCAAGGUGACAAGUACACUGAUUGAGUAGAAUGGCUUAAAAAGAAUGUUGAUUUAGGAUGAUUUUAACAUCCAGUGGAGAGACUCUGACAUCUGGAAUCGCCUGGAUAAUUAGAUAGUCAUUUAUUGAAGUAAAUUAAAACAGGAGGAUGAGCAACAUGUAACAUCUUUCUCCCACUUUCUGGCAAUUUCUUCACUUUUUUUAUUUCCAACUUUGAUUAUGGAGUUCUAUCGUAUUUUUCUGUCUGAUAACAUCAGACUAAGCAAUUUUGGGAAUCAUUUCAAAUCCGUAGUUUCCUGACACAGUAUGGGGAUUCUCUUUUCUCCGACCAAUUUUCCACCAUUUCAUGAAGUUUUACGAUGUCAAAAAGGAUGCAUAGGAACAGGCUACGUGAUGCGAUUUUUUUUUUUAGUUCAGGUUAUUUGACCUGAUACUAGAUAAAAAAGAAACACUGCUCUUAAGUGGAAGUAAUAAGCCUGGAAACUGGUAGAUCGUUUUUUUAUAUUUCCAUCUUUGUUGAAGGCGUUUUAGCCGACUAAUGUAAAAACAUACACACCCUGCACUGUAUUGUACCGAUUGAGAAUCUUCAAUUCCCCUUUAUAAGCAAAAUGAUUUAAACUAUGCGUUUAAUUCAUGAAUUAAAUGUUUUCUUUUGUCCGUGUGAUAAUUUUGUUUAAGUGACUUAAAAAAAAACUUUAACACAAUCCAACUUUGCAGAUUCAUCUGUAAAAAAGAAAGAAAAAAAAUGAUCAAACAAUGAAAUAAAACUGG
Menidia menidia (Atlantic silverside) is the source of this 3270-nucleotide messenger RNA. The record is from the annotation of a GenBank genome assembly. NCBI's taxonomy places the organism in Eukaryota, Metazoa, Chordata, Actinopteri, Atheriniformes, Atherinopsidae.